GGGGCGGUGGCCAGCGGGAGGGAGCAUUAGCGUCGACACCGCACGGCCGCUCACCAGCCUUCGCCCGCAGGUCUGGCGGCGGCGCCGUGGGCCGCGGUGCGGCGGGAGGGAGGAUGGGCACCCAGGGCAGCCCAGUGAAGAGCUACGAUUACCUGCUCAAGUUCCUGCUGGUGGGCGACAGCGACGUGGGCAAGGGCGAGAUCCUGGAGAGCCUUCAGGACGGCGCAGCCGAAUCCCCGUACGCCUACAGCAACGGAAUCGACUAUAAGACUACCACCAUCCUACUGGACGGACGGCGUGUCAAGCUGGAGCUCUGGGACACGUCGGGCCAGGGCAGGUUCUGCACCAUCUUCAGGUCCUACUCCAGGGGAGCGCAGGGAAUCCUCCUGGUGUACGACAUCACCAACCGUUGGUCCUUUGAUGGCAUUGACCGGUGGAUCAAGGAGAUCGAUGAGCAUGCACCUGGUGUUCCCCGUAUCCUGGUUGGGAACCGGCUGCACUUGGCCUUCAAGCGGCAAGUACCAACGGAGCAGGCCCGAGCCUAUGCAGAGAAGAACUGCAUGACCUUCUUCGAAGUCAGCCCCUUGUGCAACUUCAACGUCAUUGAGUCCUUCACUGAGCUCUCCCGUAUUGUCCUCAUGCGGCAUGGCAUGGAGAAGAUCUGGAGGCCCAAUCGAGUCUUCAGCCUACAGGACCUCUGCUGCCGUGCCAUUGUCUCCUGUACCCCUGUGCACCUCAUUGACAAGCUCCCACUACCUGUCACCAUCAAGAGCCACCUCAAGUCCUUUUCCAUGGCCAACGGCAUGAACGCUGUCAUGAUGCACGGCCGCUCCUACUCCCUGGCAAGUGGGGCCGGGGGCAGUGGCAGCAAGGGCAACAGCCUUAAGAGGUCCAAGUCCAUCCGUCCCCCCCAGAGCCCACCUCAGAACUGCUCUCGGAGCAACUGCAAGAUCUCCUAGCGGGACCUGUGGGUUCCUCCUGUUCAGACUCGGGGCUUACGCUGGAGCACUCCUGGCCAGGCGCUAGGCCCUGCUGCGUGCAGGAAGACUUGGCUACACAACCCUGCCUGGGUCUCUCCAGGCUUUCCUCCACAUGUGAGCUAGUGGAAGAGAGGGGCGUGCAGGAGAGAAGAUGCUCCACAGACCAGGCAGCAGGGCUGCUGGUGCUACGGGGACCAGGCCUGAGCCAGUCCUGGACUCCAGGCUGGAAGUGAGCCUGGAUCCCCUUUAUUUAUAUGGAGAACAUUUUACCUGUUUUGUACAUUUUUAAAGGGCUGUCAGGGAAGCCUGGACGCCCCUCAUAGCCACAUCAGCCGUUGGGAAAGCUCAGGAUGUCAGGGAAGGAGGGAUGAAGCAGUGAUGGAGGGUUUCAGCGUGGAAGCCAGAUGAUCUUUGGAUUUAUAAAUACCCUGCCUGGGUGUUGAUGUUGCUCAGAGGCCAGUGGGAGACAGAUGGUCGGGGUGUACUCCGGAUGCUUCCCAGCAGGCUUGGCUCCAGCUUCCGUUUCUGUCAAAAGUGGUCGGUAUGCUGGACAUAGGCAAGGUUUUGUUCCUGAGACCUCCUAGGAGAGGAGAAAGUUGGUGCACCUGGGAACCGCACUUACAUCCCUCCCCAUUGUGCCCUGGCACUUUGGUGAUGUUUACUAUACACUCAGCAUCUCCAGGUUGAGGCUACAAAGCUUUCUGCAGAUUUAAGUGCUUGGUGGCCUCCAGUAUCUGGGCUUUGGGCACAGGGCCUAGGACCUCAG
This is a messenger RNA of Acomys russatus (golden spiny mouse), 1746 nucleotides long. It is a transcript of the gene Rab40c, whose product is annotated as RAB40C, member RAS oncogene family. Gene Ontology annotation, cellular component: synaptic vesicle; endosome; plasma membrane. The record is from RefSeq and is a predicted model, not a curated record. Gene Ontology annotation, molecular function: GTPase activity; GTP binding. Gene Ontology annotation, biological process: intracellular signal transduction; protein localization to plasma membrane. The coding region runs from base 114 to 959 and encodes 281 amino acids. The transcript has 6 exons. Lineage: Eukaryota; Metazoa; Chordata; Mammalia; Rodentia; Muridae.